AUGAAAGAUAUAUCAUAUCUUGGAUGGAAUUUGUCGGUAAUAAAUUCUUUGGUAAAACAACUUGCUUGUGUUGGACAAAAGACGUUUUCCAUCAACGAAUAUAAUAUAGACGAAAAGAAUGGAAAAGUAAUUGAAAACAAAACAGGAAAGACGUUUUUGUUGAAAGACGUAAUAGAGAAAACGGACGAGAAUAUAACUCUUUGUCCUCAAACAUUUUUUUCUGACUGUGAAGCAUGGCUUAACGUCUCCAGACAUGAAUACGUCAUUCUUACUAACUUAACUUUAUACCACAAUGCAACGAACCGGAUGUAUCCUUUUGGAAAGUAUUACAUAAAAAGAAAUAACGACACUGCUGGUGAUGUUAAUGUUGACGAUGCAAAUAUCAGUUCAUUGAUUGACGAAUUUUCAAAAUCACUCAGAAAUGCAACAGUUUUUAUUUGUCUUCCAAAUAUACCUAUCAGCAUCAUCAGGUCUGCAAAUUACCAUGACAACCAUAAACAACCUUUGGAAAUUUUAACGAUGGUUGGGUUUAUUAUUUCCAUACUUUCUGUUCUCCUUGUUCUAAUAACUUACACAUUGUUCUCGGAACUGAGAACUCUUCCUGGAAAAAAUUUGAUGAAUUUGUGUCUGUCGUUGUUGAUAUAUCAAUCUGUUUGGUUGGUUCGUUCAUAUGUACAAGAAAAUGCAACUUCUUGUACCGCCAUUGGCAUCUUGGAACAUUACUUCAUUCUUGUGUCGUUCGUCGCCAUGUCUGUUAUUUCUCAUCACUCAUGCGUUGUUUUCUCGAAGAGCUUAAUCUCAGCAAGAAGAAGCGAAGGCGAAAACUGCGAUACCUUUAUAAAGUAUACAGCUGUCGUUUGGACAUUACCAGCCGCAUUUGUUGCUGUUUGUAUUGCACUGGACAAGACAGAAGUAUUUCCUAUCAACUAUGCUACUCUCUGUUUCUUGACGACUGAGCAUUCCAAGAUUUACUUGUUUAUAUUGCCAAUUGGCUUGUCGCUUCUUUUCAACCUCUCAAUAUAUAUUCGUACAGCAAUAUUUUUGGUAAAACAGCAGGAGUCCACGGGAGAGCUUCAUCAAAACAGAAAACAAAAUCUGAAAAUCUGCAUAAAAUUGUCUACGCUGACUGGUUUUCCUUGGAUUUUCGGAUUCUUACAUGCUGGUUUGGGAAAUAUCGUGGCAUUUGAAUAUCUUUUCGUCAUUUUUGUCUGCUUACAAGGAUUAUAUAUUGCAGUUGCUUUCUUGUGGAACACUAGAGUUCAUAAACUGUAUAAAAAUCGUUUUAACAAUGGGGACCAAAACGAUAACAAUGUACCACCAGUGCAGGCUCAAGUUAACACUGCCACAACAUUAUUUUAG
Messenger RNA from Paramuricea clavata, 1359 nucleotides. Lineage: Eukaryota; Metazoa; Cnidaria; Anthozoa; Malacalcyonacea; Plexauridae. The record is from the annotation of a GenBank genome assembly.